This is a messenger RNA of Mizuhopecten yessoensis (Yesso scallop), 7436 nucleotides long. Its product is annotated as arf-GAP domain and FG repeat-containing protein 1-like. The transcript is spliced from 9 exons. The record is from RefSeq and is a predicted model, not a curated record. Gene Ontology annotation, molecular function: GTPase activator activity. The coding region runs from base 8 to 1885 and encodes 625 amino acids. NCBI's taxonomy places the organism in Eukaryota, Metazoa, Mollusca, Bivalvia, Pectinida, Pectinidae.
CGGUAAAAUGUCGUCGACGAAAAUGGCGUCGAGCAAGAGAAAACAGGAUGAAAAACAUCUAAAAAUGUUACGAGAGAUGGCGGCAUUGCCUCACAACAAACAAUGCUUUGAUUGCCACCAAAGAGGGCCAACCUAUGUCAAUAUGACGGCCGGAUCGUUCGUGUGUACGUCAUGCAGUGGUAUACUACGUGGUAUAAACCCUCCACAUCGUGUGAAGUCUAUAUCAAUGACAAGCUUUACACCUGACGAGAUGGAAUUUCUCAAAUGCCAUGGCAAUGAUCUUUGUAGGAAAGUAUAUUUGGGGCUGUACGACAGUCGGUCUUGUCCUGAGCCUGAUGCCAGAGAGGAACAAAAAGUGAAAGACUUUAUGGUACAAAAAUAUGAGAGGAAGCGAUUCUAUGUGGCACCAACAGAGGCGAUGAAGGAGGAGGCGCGGCACAUGAACGAAGCAGCGAUGAACAAACAACCACAAACCAAACCUUUGAAGUCCCUUCUUGGGAACAACACCACCCCUUUGGUUGUCCAAAAUCAGGCACAGCCAGCAAAGCCACAGACAACUCCGGGUCCCAUCACAGUACCUACGCCCACACAGCCCACCCCCACCCCAAAACAGGACCUGUCAUUCCAGUCGCCAGGGCAACAGAGCCAAUCGUCACAGUCAUCAGGCUCAACCACCAUGGACCUUCUUGGGGAUUUAGGGGGUGAUCCGUUUGCCUCGUCAGCCCCACCGCCGGCCCCUUCUUCAGGUGGAGGCGGGUUUGCAGAUUUUAGCAACUUUAAUAGCCAGUUCACAGCACCAGCACAAACCAGCCUCCCCUUCCAAUCUAGCGGCAACACACUUUUUCCCAUGGGAAGUUCAGCCCAGGAUAAGCCUCCGACCACAGCUAACGGGGUUUUCUCUACUCCUCAGUCCACCCCAGCCUCUACACCUGCCUCUUCUGCGGCACAACAAGGGGGAGAUAAGUAUGCAUCUUUGGCCGACCUAUUCAGCUCGGACCCAGUAGCUACAACCCAGCCAAGUCCCUCGGUGGGCUGGACCGGUGGCUCUGGAGAUAACGGGUCAGCCCUUAACUGGGGAUCCGGAGGGGGUGGCAGCUGGGAUGGAUCAGGGGUCAAAAACACUCCGGCGCCGGCUCAGACCCCCACUACAGCAGUCAGCUGGAAUAGCCAGCCAAACGCUGCGGCCAAUACUGGCUUCAACUGGAACACCUCCUCCACCACAAAUGCCACAUCUUCCAACGCGUUUCCUAAUGCAGCCUCGCAGAGAGUCGGAAACCCAGGCAACCCCUUUAUCUCGUCAGCAUCUGGUGCAAACCCAUUUGGUGGAGGAUCAACCACAGUACCUGCACAGCCAGCUAUGGGACCAGCCAGUAAUCCAUUCGGAGGAGCAGGGAGCCAGUCAUUGUUUGGUGGUCAGACUCAGCCUACCCAGGCAGGGUUUGGCCAGCCAGCAAUGGCCCCAGGAUUUGGUCAGCAGCCACCCGCAACUUCCAUGGGCGGAUUUGCUCAGCCCCAGACAUCAGCAGCUGGGGGCUUUGGUCAGUUUGGUGCAGUGCCGCCAUCUAGUGGGAUGGGUGGUGCACCUCAACAACAAGGUGGCACUAAUUUCGGACAAUUUGGAAUGCAAAAUGGUGGAGGCAAUGUAGCUCCAGCCGCUGGGGGCUUUGGUGCAUUCUCUCAGCCCCAGACCAUGUCAAAUUUUGGUAAUGCCAUGCCACCAGGACAUUUUGAUAACAAAAUGGCGGGUAUGUCAAUUCAGCAACAAGGAUUUGGGCCGGCAGCUGGAGGUGCAGGAUGGGGACAGCCAGCGCCUACAGCCAACCCCUUCAUGUCUGCAGCUUCCCAGCCUGUAGCCCCUUCGAGCAGCUCGAACCCGUUCUUGUGAUUACCAAAGACAAUAGUAGUUUUAACUGGACAAGAAUCAAGUGACCAUAUAUGUGAUGGUAAUGUAGAUCAGGUCAGGUGAUCAAGUCAUGUGAUCAAGUCAUGUGGCCAGGCUUGUGACUGAUACAUUUGAUGUCAUGUGAUCAGUCAUAUCUAUGUUUGGGGUGCUUACGUUAAAGUGAGAUCAUCUCGAGGUGAUGACCAUACUUGCAACAAAGUCUCAUCUGAAUCCAAUACAUUAUUCCUUUCCCAGCACUCAAGGUUGUGAAGGGGAUGUGGAAAAAUUGAUAUAUGCCAGACAUGGUAAAAUGUAACAAGACUUUUGAUUGGUCAAUCCUCACAUGAUGAAAUGUUACAAGAGUUUGGAUCGGUCAAUCCUCACAUGAUGAAAUGUAACAAGAGUUUGGAUUGGUCAAUUCUCACCUGAUGAAAUGUAACAAGAGUUUGGAUUGGUCAAUUCUCACAUGAUGAAAUGUUACAAGAGUUUGGAUCGGUCAAUCCUCACAUGAUGAAAUGUAACAAGAGUUUGGAUUGGUCAGUCCACUGACUUGAUGAUAUUACACAAGACAAACAUUUUGUACAAAGCCAGAUAUCAGAUCACUGCAUCAUCAUGCUACUUGUGUAAGGGUUUUUACUGUGCCAGAUCAGCAGAUCCAGAUAUCUACAUACACGCGAUCAAAUUCUAGGAUUGUGGACAUUUGUUAGUGUGCUAGCGUUUAUUGCCUGUUUAAUUUGGGGAGAGUAAAUUUAUUUAUUGCAAGAUUUGCUGCUUCAACCCUUGGAUGGCUGAGCAUCUAGGUGUCAGAAUGAUUCAACAGUCGAUGUGUCGCUAAUAGAAUGACACUGUAGUAUAGAAUUACUCAACCUGAGGGCGACUCAGAUAGAGGAUUAACUGAGGCAUAUAGUGACUGUAGUCUUGAAUGACUUGGGAUGGGAGGUCACUGACUCUCAGGCAGAGUGACAUGAUUGGCUGAGCUUUUUGGAUGGAAGGCGAAAUCAGACAGUAGAAUGACUCAGAAGGGAAAGCAACAGCAACCUCCACAAGAAGAGCUGAUGAGGAACAAAAUUAGACUCAUUUUACACGGGACAAGUCGUAUGGUUGUUGAUAUUGUGAUGUUUGAACACUAGGUGAUAUUUGAGUGCAAUGAUUAGAAAUAUUGUAGAGUUAUCUUCCUUACAACUACUUCAGGCAUCGUUCUAUAGAGUGUGGCAUUAUAAUUAAGGAACAAAGGAAACGUAGUACAUGUACAUGUUUAUGCAAACUGUGGAUUUUAUUAUUUCUUACUUUAUGAAAUAUUUAUACUGGAACCACGAUUAUCUUGGUUAUAAAGCCGAUGACAUAAAGGAAUUUCUGAAAUAAGUAGGAAAAGUAAUUUAAAAAAUAAACCUGUUUGUUGAGGAAAAACAUGUCUCCCAUAUUUUUUCUCGGAGCAUGUUCAAAGUAACGUGGAUCAAAUUUGGGGGGACGUACAAUUUCAAAUUUAGAAUACUAGCCUGUAGGUUGAUUUUGAACUGUUGUACUUGUCUAACCUAUAUUUACUAGCCCCCGGCGUCGCGGGGGGGGGGGGGGGGGGGGGGUUGGAUUGUACAUUGCAGAUAGUUGAUACCAACAGGAUAUUACCUGUUAAUCAUCUAGGAUGUUAUAACAGUAUUGUACAUGUUUACACUUAUUCUUUGUACUCACUUUAAAAUGUAUUGAAAGUAUUCAUGAAGUAUUUAUUGCUUGUUUUAACAAACGCAUAAAUGAAAGAAUAUGUUAUAUUCUCUCAAAGAUAUUGACACAGGAACAAUUGCGUUGUAUUAUGUGGGAUAAUUACGGUAAAUACACGAAGGUUAGCAGUCUUAUAUAAGACCCAUUAUUUACCCGCUCCACUCAAAUGAACACCAGAGGAAACACACGGGGAAGUGCUUUUAACGUAAGCAUUGGUCUAUUGUAGACGGCUACACAAGACGUAACUUAAAACUCCUUCUACAAAACAGGUACCAGCGUGAUUUAUAGUGAGCUUAUUUCAUAAUUUUGUUUGCAUAUUUAUUUCUGUAGAGUGUGAUGAAAAUUGAUUUAAAUUGAACAAUUUUAUAAUUCAGCUGCCUAGUUUUCACCUUUAACAUUGUCAUCAGUAUUCAUUAUCGUAUUGAAAUGGAUAAAAAUCCAUUAUCAGAUCCAUUGUGAAAGUACAUUUGUAGGUCAUUCAUAUUUCCAACAUCAUGUGUUAUACCUUUUAAAGAUUUGAUAAAAAUUGUACAUUAACAGAUUUAAAACAAUCAAAUAUAAGUUGAAAUACAACACUUUGUACAUUACUUUGUUUAAACUACACUCUUUUAAAAAAAAAGUUACCUGUACAGUCCAGAAUGUUUAGAUGGAAUGUACUGUAUUGCAUUGCAGUAUUAUAGUAUUAAAUUUAUAUUCUAAAAUUUGAAUACAAGUUUACAUUUAUUUAAAGGUACAAUAAAGAAGGAAAAUAUUUGAUCAGUGCAAAGGUAAAGAUUUAUAUUUGAUAUUCAAAAAUACAAAAUUCUCAAUUGCAAACAAUACUUUACAUUGAUCAUUUUAAUUAAGCAUAUCAGAAAACAUUUGACUUAAAAUGUCUUAUUAAUAAAACAAAAACAUUUGACUAACACCAUGAAACUGCAGCAGGGAAUUCUGGGAAAUGUUAAUAUAUGGGAGGUUUUGCAUGGGAUAUUAAUAUGUAGAGACAAUCUAAUAACAGAGUUAUUACACAGGCCGUGAAAGUAGAAUUAGAAAUUAAUUUGUGAGUGAAAAACUUGCAUGGGACCAUUUACUAUUUCUGUUACAGCCAGCAACCUGUAGUACACACUUCUACAUUUGGGUAGAAAUAUGCAGAUAGGAAAACCUGGUUUGAUUUUCACAUGUUGAUGUAAUAAAUUUGUCAACAUACAGUUGUUUAGUUUUUUUAGAGAUGUACAUAUUAUAGAAUGGGUAAUGCUGAACUAUAUACAUUACAGUAUAUCUGAUAGCAGUCCGACAUUACACCAUAGUUGUCAUAACAAGGUAAACAUGUUAAUUACCUACCCCGACAGUGUUAGAGGUUGACACGGCAAGAUACUUUUGACAGGCACUGUGUCGCAGUUGGCAAUAUCAGGUAGCAUUACAAAGGGAGAUAAUUCAAUAAUGGACAAGCGAAUUAGAUUAUAAAGGGAGAUAAUUCCACUUUGGACAGGUGAUUUAUGUUUUUGUUGGUGUUGUAAGCUGCCUGUAUUCUGCUGGUAUUUGUCUUUGUUAUAUGUUGUUAUUCCUACACUUCAUUUAACUUCAAUUUUUUUUGUAGGAAAGUCUUUAUACAUGGCAUUGAAAAUUAGUACCUCAUAUAUAAAAGAUCAAUUGAUAAAAAUAAAAGACACAAAUUGUCGAUUGACAAUAAACAAAUAUUUCUUACAUGUACACAAAUUAGCAGGUAAGAAGUAAACCAGAUUUGUUAACAGUUUGAUAAAUUUGAUGGUAUAACAUUUUAAGACGUCCCUUGUUAAUUGUAUGUAGCUUAAACAAAUCCUUAUAAGACCCUUACAUUAGAAAUGAAUUCAUAAUUUACAUUUUGUUUUUAAAUUUUAAUCCCAUUAUGUUAUUUUGUUUGUGUGUUGUUUAUCAAUUUAACUGAUAUAAUUGAUCAGGUUUUGAAUACGGUUACAAAUUCAUAUAUUAAAGACCUGAUAUUGUCCUUAAAUUAUUUUAACUAGAAAAGAAAUAUGUGUUGUAGGUUUCAAUAUGACGAACAUCAGACAAACGGUGUAAAAAAAAAUAUUGGCUUAAUGAUCAUUAAACCAAUGGUUAUUUUUUCUCUGUACUGUCAAUGAAGCAUUUAAGGGUACAUGUUACUUUGAAUAUUAGACCCGUUAAUUCUGACGUCAUCAACAUUUAAAAUCACAACAAUAAUUUCAUAAUUCAAAAGUGUCCAUAUGAAGUUUUCCGUUCAAGUGUGUCACCUUUAUUUCAACUGGUCUUAUAAUUACCAACUGGCAAUUUUCUUAAAUGCGGAACUCUCUUGGAAUGGAGAUUCAUUCACAGUAAGGUAGCAUAUUACCUUAAAUACAAUUUAACUGAUGAUCACAUAUGCUUUGAUUUAAGUUGUAGAAGGUGUAUCUUUUCUGUAUUAUCAAAUCAAUACCUGCAGUUUAAGAAAUGUAUAAUAAAAUUAAUCUACGGAUGUUAAACAUAGCUAUAUCUUUUUAGAUUAAAUUCUAAUGAUGAAUGAUUUUGGUAAAGAUGGAUGUUCAUGUUGAAUCUGAAAUCCUUAUAAACAAUAGAAUUGAUGGCUUGUAUUUAUUUCUGUACAAAUUAAACACGAGUAUUGUAGUUUAUGAAUUAUAAAUGUAUGAAGAGCAAUAAUUUUUAUAUUGUUUAAAAAUUUAUUGUCAAUUAAAUUUUUCUUGAUCUAUCUACUGUAGGUAGCAUUAAUUAAUUGUAUUUGUUGUGUAAAGGUUUGUGAUAUGUAUGAAUAAUCUUUGCUUCUGCAGUUAUGUCAAAUUUGAAUUAUAGUAACUACAACUGACUUUUUUUUUAAUUUUGGGAGUCAUUAUAUCAAUGCUAUUACAAAAAGAAGUCUUGGACUUGUGCUUUCUGUAGCGAACGGAGUACAGAAGUCUGCUAGAGUAUCUCUUAGUAAAUGGAUCCAUCAAUAUUUAAAUAAUGACACUCUGGACUCCUGAAAAAAAGAGCUUCAAAACUCGCUGAACAUCAUUUGGGAAAACAUAGAUCUGGAAAUGUAUCUUGUUGGUAAAGAAGUGUACUUUGUAGUCCUUGUUGGUAAAAUCUUAUGCACACGUAUGUAAUUUCAAAACUUUUGGGUGGUACAAAACUAGAUAUACAUUAUCAUGAGAGGAGUGUGUACGAAUCUGUGAGAACUAUAGGGAUGGAAAUGGAAUGUUUCAGUCCACGAUAAGGAGAAUUAAGGGAGAAUUUCUGUGUCGUAGGAGGAUGUUAGUGUGACGUACCUAGACAUGAUUUUACUUCCACAGAUGUGCUAUGGAGCCUACCCUAUGUGUAAUCCGUGUAUUGGGUAGGAGACUUUACACCUUGGGACGGUGAGCUGUUGUGUAAUUAAACACUAUAGCAUUCAUUAUACAUGUAAGGCUAUGAUAAAAAUUCACACAAAAAAAUGAUUUUUUUUUACUGAAAUCUUAGUCUAGAGUUUGGGAGAAUAGUAUUUGCUCUGGUGAUUAUAUUUGACCAAUCAAAAUUCUUCUUCUAAAAGCUCCAAUAAAUGGAGAACUUUUUCAGUUUAUUGCAAAAUUAAGGAAAACUAGAGACAAUUUUCCAAUAAAAUGACAACAUUUAUACCAGUGAAUGCAUCUGUAAACACGUUGUAAUAUAUACGAUUUUAAUUGCGAGGCAGUGAUAGUGUGCAUAGUUUCUAGCCUCCAUGUUGCUUGAUGUUUUGUCUGUGCUGUUGGUUUCUUCACUUUUUAUGUAAUUACUCAUUCCAAAGACAUUAUUUUAUUUGUAUUUAAAUACUAUGUACAUACCUGUAUGUAAAAUAAUCACAACCACUGUUACAUUGGAUACUCAUGUACCAAAUAAAUCUAUCAUGUCAAUUAUA